Messenger RNA from Coffea arabica (coffee), 1996 nucleotides. Its product is annotated as triacylglycerol lipase 1. Gene Ontology annotation, molecular function: hydrolase activity, acting on ester bonds. Gene Ontology annotation, biological process: lipid metabolic process. The record is from RefSeq and is a predicted model, not a curated record. Lineage: Eukaryota; Viridiplantae; Streptophyta; Magnoliopsida; Gentianales; Rubiaceae.
AUUCGAGGAGACCCAAACAAGAAAUUUUUCAGAAAGGGUUGAAUUUUUUUAGAAAUGCAGGUCCUUGACCGACACAGGGGCGGAGCUUCUCAGGUCCUUGACUGUCUCGUUCGGUUUCCUGCGAACGCAUCUUUCUUCUGGAGCAUUGUGAGACUCCACACUCUCCUCUCCCGGGAGGUCCCAGCCCGUUGGUCCGUCGUUCCGCUGUGUUUUCCGCACUCCAGUGGCCUGAAAAUGGAGCGUCUGGUGACGGUUUUGUUGCUCAGUGUAUUACUCCUCAGUUCAGCCGGAGAAUCCGCCAGAGUUUCAUAUAUUCGCCUUCCCAAUUCUCCGGCAGAUGGUCUCUGUGCUCACCUCAUCCAACCUUAUGGCUAUCCUUGCUCCGAGCACACCGCACAAACAAAUGAUGGUUACUUGCUUGGACUUCAGCGGGUGGCAUCUAACUCCAGAUAUCUCAGAGGGCAAUACGGUCCUCCAGUUCUUCUCCUUCACGGGCUAAUGAUGGCAGGUGAUGCCUGGUUCUUGAACUCUCCAAAUCAAUCAUUGGGGUUUAUCCUGGCUGAUCAUGGCUUUGAUGUUUGGGCUGGAAAUGUGCGUGGGACACAUUGGAGUCGUCGACAUGUCCAUCUGACAGAAAAAGACAAGGAUUUUUGGGAUUGGAGUUGGCAGGAAUUGGCUCUGUAUGAUCUGGAAGGAAUGGCUCGUUAUAUUUAUAACAUCACCAACUCAAAAAUAUUUAUUGUUGGUCAUUCACAGGGAACAAUAAUGUCUCUGGCUGCUUUUACUCAACCACAUAUAGUAUCAAUGGUUGAAGCUGCUGCGCUUCUUUCUCCUAUCUCAUAUUUGGAUCAUAUAAGUUCGUCUUUUGUCCUAAGAUUAGUGAAAAUGCAUAUUGAUGAGGUGUUAUGUGUGAUGGGCAUUCAUGAACUUAAUUUCAAAAGUGACUGCAGCACCCAUAUGAUGGACAUAUUAUGCAGUGAAUAUGUGAAUUGCAAUGAGUUGCUUACUCCGGUUACAGGAAAGAACUGUUGCUUCAACAACUCCCGGAUCAAUUUCUAUCUCGAAUAUGAACCACAACCUACAUCCUCAAAGAAUCUGAAUCAUCUUUUUCAAAUGAUCCGUGAAGGUACUUUCAGAAAGUAUGAUUAUGGAAUCUUUAAGAACCUGAUACGCUAUGGACGGUUUUGGCCUCCAGCAUUUGAUGUUAGCAGCAUUCCGAAUUCUUUACCAUUGUGGAUGGCUUAUGGGGGUAACGAUUCAUUAGCUGACGUUACUGAUGUGCAGCGCACGCUGAAGGAACUAAAAAGACAGCCAGAGGUGCUUUUUCUUGAGGAAUACGGUCACAUAGACUUCCUCCUGAGUGUAAGAUCAAAGGAAGACGUGUAUGAUAAGAUGAUUAGGUUCUUGAAGUCAUUCAGAAAAUUUGGUAGUUACUAAGGCCCCGUUUGGGUUCCGGUGCUUUUGAUAAAAAAAAAAAAAAAAAAACACUUUGCUAAAAAAGAAAGCACUUGAGCAGUUAACAAAUACUUUUAUUAAAAGUUCUACUGGAGAAGUAUUUUUAAAUAAGCUGUCGCAAAUAUCAAACGGGUCCUAACUCACAUGUUCAGGCGACUAUGUGAUGGUUGAGACCUGAUAGUGGUUUGGACGGGUUUGUUCAAACCAAAAAUAGAGAUGCUACUGUGUCCUUUUGUAAGUCUGCCAACAUAGAUGAGACAACACCGCAUGCAAGGAUACUUAGGAGGAACUCCGGUAAGUAGAGGUUUGAAAUGGGUCCGAAGAAGAUUUGUGGCGCCCGUAGAAAUUGUAAAUCCGCGUGUAUUUGCUGCAGCACAAUGCGUAUAGGAGUCAAAUGAUGCAACAGCCAGUACUUUGGCAUCCACAGCUAGCAAGAAAUGUGUGGAAAAUGUACUUUUUUUAAUUUGACUCUCGUCUGGUCUCGCUUGUAAAGCUUGUAGUGUGGAAAUGGAAUUGAAAAAAACUGUCGUUUGAAUUAUUA